GCAUUACGAAAUUGCAUCGUAUUCUCAACUGCUUGAUCUGAGUUCUACCGAUUUGUUCAGUGUGUUAGCUACUUUUAACUUUUAUGCUGUAGCUUACGUUAAUAUUCUAUAGUAUCACCAUGUCGGUGGCAUUUGCACCUCACAGGCAGCGUGGGAAGGGUGAUAUAACACCCGCUGGAAUACAAAAGUUACUUGAUGAAAACAACCAGCUGAUCCAGUGCAUAAUGGAUUUCCAGAGUAAAGGCAAAACUGCUGAGUGUUCACAGUAUCAACAGAUGCUGCACAGAAAUUUAGUGUACUUGGCGACAAUAGCAGACUCCAAUCAGAACAUGCAGUCUCUCCUCCCUGCUCCGCCCACUCAAAAUAUGUCCAUGGGUCCUGGUGGCAUGAACCAAAGUGGCCCCCCUCCUCAGCCUCCUCACGGUCACAACAUGCCCUCUGAGGGUAUGGUCAGCGGUGGCCCUCCAGCCCCACAUAUGCAGAACCAGAUGAAUGGACAGAUGCCUGGACCUAAUCACAUGCCCAUGCAAGGUCCUGGUCCAGGCCCCAACCAGCCCCCGAACAUGCCCAGUGGCUCUAUGAAUAUGCCCCCCAGCAGCCACGGCUCCAUGGGUGGCUACAAUCACGCUGUCCCUUCCUCCCAGGGCAUGCCAUCUCAGAGCCAAAUGAAUAUGACCCAAGGCCAACCCAUGGGAAACUAUGGGCCUCGUCCAAACAUGAACAUGCAGCCCAAUCAAGGUCCAAUGAUGCACCAGCAGCCUCCCUCACAGCAAUAUAACAUGCCUCCUGGUGGUGGUGGACAGCACUACCAAGGACAACAGAACCCAAUGGGCAUGAUUGGCCAAGUCAACCAGGGGAAUCAUGUCAUGGGGCAAAGGCCAAUGCCGCCCUACAGACCCCCACAACAAGGACCCCCUCAGCAGUAUCCAGGGCAGGAAGACUACUAUGGGGACCAGUACAGUCACGCAGGACAGGGAGCAUCAGAAGGUAAUGCUCAAUAUGGCCAGCAGCAGGAGGCAUACCAGCAAGGCCCACCUCAGCAACAGGGAUAUCCUCCUCAGCAGCAGUACCCAGGUCAACAGGGCUAUCCACCCCAACAACAGGGAUAUGGUCCCUCCCAAAGUGCCCCAGGACAGUAUCCUAACUAUCCUCAAGGGCAGGGACAGCAGUACGGGGGCUAUCGCCCUCCACAACCCGGACCCCCACAGGGCCAACAGCAGCGCCCUUAUGGUUAUGACCAGGGGCACAUGAGGAAAUAAAGACCCGGGGAUUUGAACCCCUGACUAGCUCUGUAAGAAGCAAAGGGCCAGUAUGGAAAUUACCAGCAAUGAGAAGUGAUCACAGCAACCAACACAGCUCUGCUCUGAUCUCUAAGCUCUGACCUCUGGUCAGUUACGAAGCAGACUUUAAUGAUGGUUUUAAUCUCUCGGACACAAACACACAAUGCUCAAAAAUACAAGAUACAGUUUCCCCUCUCUUUGGGAUUUUAUCUUUGCUGAUAAGAUGUAGUCAUGUUUAUCAUGUUCGCUGACAUUACGUCAAAGUCAGUGAGUCACCUCUGGUCCAGUAUGUCUCAAAGCAGCAAUGCCUUAAAAAUGGAACUGCCUUAUCCUUUAGCAUUGCAGAUUGUGAAAUGGGCUAACAAAAUUUUGAAUAACACAUGAUGUAAAUGUACAGUUUGAAUCUACGUGGUGCACUGUUUCUCGAUCCUUCAGCUCCCCGAUCAUCAGAAGCAAUAAUGCCAGCAGUAGGUAAUUGUGCGGGGGACAGGGAAAGAUGAAACUGUGCACCAAGCAAACUUCCAGCUAGGCCAUGGUACAUGUCUUGAUGUAUGUGAUGAUGUAAAAAUAUAUUUUAUGCUUUUUAGAUCAAGCUAACUUUGUAUAAGACAUUGGAAACUAGUACUAAAGCUGUGUUGUUAAUUUCAUCAAGUGUAUGUGUCAAUGUUUUUAUUUGUUUGUUUUUUGGGUUUUUUUUUUUUUUUUUUAAAUCCUCUUUAAGAUCCCAUCCAGCACAUUUCCUUUAAUGGUUUAAUUGUUGAACAAUUUAAUUAAAUCUGCAAUAUCAGCAGCACGAACACCGGAAUACAAGAACAGGAAUUUUUUUUUUUUGACAUACACAGUAAUUCAUCAGUAAACAAAUAUGAACAUCAUACUUAUCAGAAAUUUGCUGUAUUCUGUGAGUUCUUUAGAUUUUUUUUUUCUCUUAAAAAAAAAAAAGUGGGUGAGUAAUUUUUUUAUUUAUUUUAUUUUUUUCAAACCCACAGUACUUGACAGAAUAAUGGUUGUUGGCCGCUAUUUGAUAAAUGUGCCCAAAGAGGUAAUAUGUAGCAGAUGCCACUGCAAAUUGUGAGUAAAUGCUCUCUGGAGCCCUGUUUUUAUUUUUUACUUUUUCUAUACACGCACCUCAGUCUUGUCCAUUGACUGCAAAUUAGUGAAUGGGGAAAGAAUCCAACUCGGUAUUACAAAUAUAUCUGGCAAGUACUUCAUUUGUUAGUCGAUAACGUUAGUUUGUUCACAGUGCUGGAAUCCCUCCUCCCCUUUGAAUAAACGUCUAAGUUGAUGCCAUUCAAAUAGUGUUGUGUGUGAAUAAAUGAUUGUUACUGUCAAAUAUGUAACAUAAGAUGUGAAAAUAAUGUUCUGAAAUCGAUUCCUUAAUUUCACAGUAAAGACUGGUUGUGCAGUUUUAUAUUACUGGCUUGAUAUCUGUAUUAUGGUGCAUAUUUUAUUGAUUCUCACGUGUACAGCGACAUAAAAAGAGGAAUUCAGUGUCCUCCUGGUAUUGUUUAUAUGGUUGUUUUAAUAUUUUUCAUUCUGCACCCCAUUCAAGUGGUGGUCACAUUUGUGUCAUGGCAAUGUAUAACUGUACAUUAUAAUAAAUCGGAAGAAUCUUUAAUA
This is a messenger RNA of Oreochromis niloticus (Nile tilapia), 2897 nucleotides long. It is a transcript of the gene ss18, whose product is annotated as SS18 subunit of BAF chromatin remodeling complex. The transcript has 11 exons. Gene Ontology annotation, biological process: positive regulation of transcription by RNA polymerase II. Gene Ontology annotation, cellular component: nucleus. The record is from RefSeq and is a predicted model, not a curated record. The coding region runs from base 120 to 1259 and encodes 379 amino acids. Gene Ontology annotation, molecular function: transcription coactivator activity. Lineage: Eukaryota; Metazoa; Chordata; Actinopteri; Cichliformes; Cichlidae.